UCAGUUUUCUUUAUAGUCCAACUCUCACAUCCAUACAUGACCCCAGGUUUGCCACUUAACUAGUUGUGUGGUUACGGACCAGUCACUCACCCUCUCUGUAUCUUACCAAGCUCCUCCUGGCACCCCUCUCAGGACAGACACAUUUUGGAAAAGUCCUCAGAGGGCUGAGCAGGGUGGUGCCUGCAAGGGGCUGUUGUUCCCAGAAGCCAUGUCUCCUGCCCAGCUCCUCCUGGUGACCUGUGGGUGGCAGCACUAGACCCCCGUUCUUGGAGAGACAGCCUGCUUGCCAGCCCCAUCCUGGGCUCUGCCUGCAGGGGCCUAGGUCAGGAGAGAUGCUGGCAGGAGUGACUGGCUCCCUCUGACCACUGGCAACCACUUCCAUGUGGGUGUUCUACUGAGAGCCCACCUGGGCAGGUUCACGACACUGCCAGGGGACGGGCCAGAUCAGGGAGGUGCCAGCCCUGACCCAGGUCAGUGGUGGCCAGGUCCAAAUGACCUCUAGGAACAUUCCGGGACCCUCAUUUCUGGGUUCAUCACUCUCUCACUCCCUCUGUUCCCCAAAGGCAUCAGGGUAAAGCCCUAAGACCCAGAAGCUUUCGGAUUGGUCUCGGGGGGCUUCCAGCAGGUGAGGAGACAGGAGGAGCAGGGGUCUGAGUCUUCACAGUGGGUGGGGCCACUUUAGGAGGAGAGAGCAGCUUUCAGCCAAGAUGGACCACAGAGUGGCCUUCAGUUUAGGAAAGGGAGGCCCCGGCGGGCCAGACUGUUGGUCAGCAUUCUCUGACCGGCAUUUGACCUGACCAGGAAGGCAUCCCUCACGUAGCUGGAAGCCCCUCAAAUGCCAUCUAUUUGUGGCCUGGACCCUGCUGCCUGGCAGGAGACAUGUGACCAUGGGCUGUGGUAUUUUUGGCAAUGGGGGUGGGGCCUGUGCAGCGAGCCCUGCACCAUGCCGCUCUGGGACAGGCAGCUCGGACGCCCAGCUCCUCUGCCCCGGCUGGCUGUGGGGUCCCAGGACUGUAGCAACAUGUCCUUGUAACGUUACCAUUUGCGCUCAAUUCGGAAGCAGGGAAAGCAGGAGUUUUGGAUGCUCCAACUCCAGGAAAAAGCACAGCUUCUCUCUGGACUCUGUUUGUUCUGCUCUCUUUCAGGACAGAAAUGGAGGGCUGGCUUCUGGGCCACGGAAACCCGAGGGGGCAGGUGGGGUGGUGGCAGUGAGUGCGGGCCAGGGCCCCGGGCCUGGGUCUGUGAAGUACCUGGUCUGUGGCUCACGUGCCUCUGCUGACCCAGAAUGGAGAACUUCCAGUACAGCGUCCAGCUGAGUGACCAGGACUGGGCUGAGUUUUCAGCCACCGCUGAAGAGUGUGGCCUCCUGCAGGCCGGCCUGGCCUCUGGGGAUGAACCCUUGUCUAGCGACACUGACCAAAGGGACAGCAGUGGCAGCAGUCCCCCAGGACCCUCACCCCUUCUCGAGGGGCAGCUGGCUCAUGGAGGAAGUAGCUGGCCCAGCUUUGAGGAGGAGGACAAGGCCACCACCCGGCAGCUGGUCAGCAGGUCUUGGCAUGAGCCCAUGCUGGCCCCAGAGGCCGGUCAGCAGACGCCCAGCACGUCCGCACGGUCAGAAGCUCGGCUGUCCCUCAGCUCUGGUGCCACCCCUCUCAUCCAGGUCUCAUCCCUCCCGGGGACAGUGUCUUCCAGAGACGAGAUGCAGAGGCUUCUGCAGGGGCCAGCCCCCCAGGGCCCUGCCCCUACUCCCGUUGGUGAGCCCGCUGGGAGUCCUGAGUCCCCUGGCCGCAGUGCUGCCCCCCAGAGGUCCCCUGGCAGCCCUGGAGCCCCUCCAAGAAGCCCUGGCCGAAAGAAGAGGCGCACUGCAGGCACCAAAGUGGGUGGGCGCUCGGGUGGCCCAGGCCCUGCUGCCACCCAGCUGGGUUCCCCAUUGCUCACAGAGGCCAGGCCUGAGGACAGCCUCAGCCCUGCUGGGUCCAGGGGGAAGGGUCUCCCAGCAGGAGCAGCAAAGCAGGCAGGAGGAACUGGGCAGAUUGAGCUGGGGCCAGAGUCUGCAGGAGCCCCCGAGCAGGUGGCCAGACAAGGGCCAGGUGUGGAUCUGUCUAUGUCUGUCCCUACUACUGAGCAGGGAACAGACCAACUUGGAAUGAGCCCCAGAGCUGAGCCAUGCGCUGUGUCCAUGUCUGACCCAGAGGCUCCUCUAGAUGUCACGACUAAGUCAGACGUGGCUCUAUCCACACCUGCCUCCGAACCUCUACCCGCUGAGUCUCAGUCUAUACCUGCCUUCAACGCUCAACCCAAUGAGCCUCAGUCCACACCCACCUUCAGUCCUCAACCCACUGAGCCUCAGCCUACACCCGCCUCUGAACCUCAACCCGAUGAGCCUCAGUCUACACCCGCCUCUGAGCCUCAACCUGAUGAGCCUCAGUCUACACCCGCCUCUGAACCUCAACCCGAUGAGCCUCAGUCUACAGCCACCUUCAAGUCUAGACUGGAUAUGGACCUGCUUGUGCCGGGCCCAGUGGUCCAGCCAGAGGUGGAUUCAUCUGUGCCUGCCUCAAAGGCUGUACCAUGCACAGCUCUGCCUCAUCUUGUGCUCGAGGCUGGACCUGAUGUGGGUGUGUCUACACCACCUGCUCCCACACCCCAGGCUGGGCCUGACAUGGUGGAAGCAGAGGUUGCUCCUGUAGCCAAGCUGGGUUUGAGCCCUGUUCAGUCUCUAGAGGGGCGCCAACAGAAGCCCAGAGGGGAGCCCUCAAUAGAUGCCUCUGGACACCACACUGGGGAGCCCCCUCUAGGCUCCAUCCAAGCACCCAAGAAGAAGAAAGUGCGAUUCUCCAUGGCUGUGCCCAGCUCCGAAGAGGCAGGGUCAGAAGAGGCCUCAGGCCCACCCUCUCCAGCCACAGCCCCCAGGAUAGCAGCUGGGGGCCACAGAGGAUCUGGAGCCUGGGACUCUGUGGCAGUUGGGCCCCGGAGCCCCCAGCCUCGGAUUCUGAAGCACCUGCCCCCCCCUGCCCCCUCUGCCUCUGUGGGGACAGGGCCCAGGAGCUGCUUUGCGGUGACCCUCCCGGAAGCCUAUGACUUCUUCUUUUGUGACACCAUUGAGGAGGAAGACGAAGAGAAUGAGGGGGCAGCAGAGGCUGCCCAGGUUCCAGCCGAAGUCCAGUGGCCGGAUGUGUGUGAGUUCUUCUUCCAAGACAGCCAAGUCCAGAGGUCGGAGCACCAGGAGGGCCGCUCCGAGGCCCCACCCCUACAGGCUGGGCCUGUGCUGGCCCCUCCACCUGGAGACCCCAUGCCAAUCUCCAUCCCUGAGGCCUAUGAACACUUCCUCGAUGAGGACAGGUCAGGGGGCACGCUGGGGCCAGCCGCCCUUCUCCAGGUGCAGGCCACAGAGCCCCCCAGGUCAGUCCUCUGGGGAGUGGGGACUGGCGCCCCACCGGAGUCCAGCCCAGCCACAGUGGAACAGCUCACCCUGGCCAUCAGGGAAGCAGUGGCACCCCGGGGUCCCCUCACCUCGUUCACCUUCAGCCAGAAAGACAUGUGCAUGGUGUUCGUAGCCUUUGCUACCUGGGCUGUGAGAACAUCAGACCUGCAUGCCCCAGAUGCCUGGAAAACAGUUCUGCUGGCCAACAUUGGCACCAUCUCUGCCAUCCGAUAUUUCCGCCGGCAGGUGGAGCGGGGGCGCCACAGCCGCAGUCGCAGCCCCAGCCCCAGCUCCAGCCCCAGCCCCUAGGACCCAGGCUCGGCCCAGGAAGACGCAGGACAAGGAAAUGUCCACAGGUGCUCAGGACAAGGCACUGCCCUCAGGCCUUGCCCUCUGACUGUUUGUGUUCUGCAGUGUCUAAGAAGGAGACUGCGUCCUUGGCCCCAGCUCCCCUGGACUCCACUGAGGGUCUGACCAGUGGCCGAGGUCAAGGCUGUGCUCCACACUUGAGAGCGGGGAGAUUCUGGAAGGCUGGGUAGGUAGGGGCUGAGCAGGAAGCUGGUUAGUAAGGUGGCCAGGUUAGCAAUAAAAAACACAGGGCGUCCGAUGAAACUUGAAUCUCAGACACUCAGGAUGAGUCCCACUUAUGCUAAGGAAAUGUUUGUGGUUUAUCUGAAACCAGAAUUAACUGGAAUCCUCAUCCGAUAUGGUUAUGCUUCUGGAGGGAGGGCCACGACCGGGCACUGGAAGUUAGAGGGGUUCAGAGAAGCAGCAAGACCCCAGCAGGAGAUCCGGGCAGGGGGAAAGGGCAAGGAGGCAGAGGGCCUCAAGGCUGGGGGGUGGGGCGGUGUCCCAGCCUCUGCUCUAUUUACAAGAGGAUAGGCCAGUGGAGGCCUCUGAGGCUUCUCUGACCCCGGAACCCCAAGGGUCUGGUCAAGGCCUCCUUGGCUACUGCCUGAGAUGGCGAACAGGUACCCAGAGGGAUAGGGGUCUGUAGGCAGGGCCUGGAGCCCCACCUCUGGGGCGCCCUGGAGGAGCUACAGAGACGGAAGGCAAGGGUAUUUGGUGGAGGGACUGGACACCUGGCUUCGCCCAGGGCUGAGAGGAGCUGGAGAUGGGACAGGAAAGUGGGCGGGGCACAGGCAGUGGUGGAGCAAGGGGGGCUGGGUGGGUGUCCAGCCCUGGAAGCAACACAUGCAGGGUCCCCAGGACGCAGGAGACUACUGGCUGCUGAGGACAGGACGCAUGGACACAGCACCAAUAAAACCUCCUCUUUCCUUCC
Molecule: messenger RNA, 4706 nt
Organism: Odocoileus virginianus texanus
Lineage: Eukaryota; Metazoa; Chordata; Mammalia; Artiodactyla; Cervidae
Source: RefSeq, a predicted model, not a curated record